Hyla sarda is the source of this 1648-nucleotide messenger RNA. It is a transcript of the gene ADORA2A, whose product is annotated as adenosine A2a receptor. The transcript is spliced from 3 exons. Gene Ontology annotation, molecular function: G protein-coupled adenosine receptor activity. The record is from RefSeq and is a predicted model, not a curated record. Lineage: Eukaryota; Metazoa; Chordata; Amphibia; Anura; Hylidae. Gene Ontology annotation, biological process: G protein-coupled adenosine receptor signaling pathway; adenylate cyclase-activating G protein-coupled receptor signaling pathway. Gene Ontology annotation, cellular component: membrane. The coding region runs from base 344 to 1498 and encodes 384 amino acids.
CACACAGCACUUUGGGGAAAGCCAGCAGUGAGGAGAGCUAAGAAAAUGAUGAGUUCAUGAGACUGACUCUACAGACAUAUCCUAUUACUUCAUACUAGGGAGAGUAGGAGCAAGCAUUUGCCAGCAAGGAAUUUGCAUCUGCUGCAUUGUACAUACAUAACCAGUAUGGACUGCCUGUGGAUUUUGUUUAAAGAUGGUCCUAGAAGCUCCCAGAGUUAAGUUGCUGAUACAAGAUAAAGCUGGCCAAUGCUUGGAGUACCACCACUAUUCUCCAAAGAAAGCGAGCUACUGUAGAAAUGACUGAUGAGGCACCAGCACUUCUCUACUCCAUGCCAACAUCACCAUGUUAAAAGGGGUGUUCGAAACAGAGGACCUGAUUUACAUAGUUCUAGAGGUGGUCAUUGCCAUUUUGGCCAUUCUUGGCAACGUCCUGGUGUGCUGGGCUGUGUACAUUAACAGCAACUUACAGAAUGCAACCAAUUAUUUCGUGGUAUCCCUGGCUGCAGCAGAUAUAGCUGUGGGGGUACUUGCUAUCCCAUUUGCUAUUGCGAUUAGCACUGGAUUUUGUGCUACUUUCCAUGCUUGUCUCUUUAUCGCUUGCUUCGUUUUGGUGCUGACGCAGAGUUCCAUAUUUAGUCUUCUGGCAAUAGCUGCAGACCGCUACAUUGCUAUUCGCAUUCCACUCAGAUAUAACAGUCUGGUAACCAGUCGAAGAGCCAACGUGAUCAUUGCUGUCUGCUGGCUGCUGUCCUUUGUUAUUGGUCUUACUCCAAUGCUAGGCUGGAACAGGAAGGAUUUCAAAGCAGAAAACUCAUCUCUAUGCACCACUCCCAUGUUAGAGUGCCUAUUUGAAAAUGUUGUGACUAUGGAUUAUAUGGUAUAUUAUAAUUUUUUUGCAUGUGUGUUGGUGCCACUACUGCUCAUGUUGGGCAUUUAUUUGAGAAUCUUCAUGGCAGCCCGGCGCCAACUAAAACAGACUGAGUUAAAAGUGACAUGUGGUGAUCGUUCACGGUCAACAUUACAGCGAGAAGUUCAUGCAGCCAAAUCUUUAGCUAUUAUUGUGGGCCUGUUUGCCAUUUGUUGGUUGCCCCUACACAUCAUUAACUGCUUUACUCUUUUCUGUAAGGCCUGUAUGCGUCCCCCUCUUUUACUUAUGUACUUUGCCAUUCUAUUUUCACAUGCUAACUCAGUGGUGAAUCCAUUAAUCUAUGCCUACCGCAUACGUGAGUUCCGCCAUACAUUUCGGAAGAUCUUGCGCCAGCAUAUCUUUGGUCGAGUACAGUCUUCUCAAACACGUACAGCUAGUGGCAAGUCCUUAUCAUAUGGAGCUGAUGGAACAAAUCGGAUUAGUUUCAAUGGCUGCACAGAAAUCAAUGGGAGUAGCUGUAAGUUGAAAGAAGCCUGGAAUCACAAUGGGUAUCCUACUGGGGAAAAUGUUGACCGGACAACAAUUCAAGAACCAGAAAACCAACAGACAGAAAAGCUGAUACAGUCUUGAAAUUUACUUUGAACAUAAACAUUUACUUGUUAUGAACAGAGACAAUGGUGGGCUUCUCAAAGUGAAGAUUAUGUUGACUUUUUAUUGCUUAGAUAUGUUUGACACUCAUUUAUUUAUUAAACUAAUUUGCUAAGUGUAUGUAGUUUUUGC